This is a messenger RNA of Hyaena hyaena (striped hyena), 2910 nucleotides long. It is a transcript of the gene OLFML2B, whose product is annotated as olfactomedin like 2B. The transcript has 8 exons. The coding region runs from base 244 to 2484 and encodes 746 amino acids. Lineage: Eukaryota; Metazoa; Chordata; Mammalia; Carnivora; Hyaenidae. Gene Ontology annotation, biological process: signal transduction. The record is from RefSeq and is a predicted model, not a curated record.
CGCCCCCCGCCCCGCCCCCCCGGUGCCCCCGCCCCGCGCCCCGCUCGCGGCCCGGGCCGCACAGUCGCGGCCGCUCGCGCCGGGGAGGACAUGAGCCGGGGCUCGGGGGCGCACCCUCCCGCCGCGCUCGGCCGCGCCCAGCGUCAGCAGGCGCUCUGAGCGGCCACUCCCGGGCCUCAGUGCCAGCCCGCAGCCCGAGCCCGCCGCUCUCCCACGGGCGCAGCCCCUCUGCCCGCGUCCCUCAUGGCCAAGCCCCUGCUGCUGCUCGUCUGCGGCGCUUUGGUUGUGGCCAGGGCCCGGUGGGGGGCCAGCGUGACCCCCGCCGGCACGGGCGGGACCCCGGACGCGCCGACGGUGGCGCCCACGGAGGACGCGACCCUGCAGAACGAGGCGGACAACCAGGAGAACGUUCUGUCGCAGCUGCUGGGAGACUAUGACAAGGUCAAGGCCGUGUCUGAGGGCUCGGACUGUCAGUGCAAGUGCGUGGUGAGACCGCUGGGCCGAGACGCCUGCCAGAGGGUCAACGAGGGGACCUCCAGGAAGGAAGACUUCUACACCGUGGAGACCAUCACGACGGGCUCAUCCUGCAAAUGUGCCUGUGUCGCACCCCCGUCGGCCCUCAACCCCUGUGAGGGAGACUUCCGGCUCCAGAAGCUGCGGGCGGCGGACAGCCGGGACUUGAAGCUCUCUACCAUUGUGGACAUGCUGGAAGGAGCUUUCUACGGCCUGGACCUGCUGAAGCUACACUCCGUCACUACCAAACUGAUUGGACGGGUGGACAAACUGGAAGAGGAAGUUUCCAAAAACCUCACCAAGGAAAAUGAGCAGAUCAAGGAAGACGUGGAAGAAAUCCGGACGGAGAUGAACAAGAGGGGGAAGAACUGCUCCACGAGCCUCCUGGGAAGCGUGCCCGACGUCCGCUCGGCCUUGCAGAGGGACGCGGCGGCCGCCUACACGCACCCCGAGUACGAGGAGCGCUUUCUGCAGGAGGAGACCGUGUCCCGGCAGAUCAACUCCAUCGAGCUGCUGCACGCGCGGCCCCUGGCCCCGCCCGAGGUGGGGAGGCCCCAGCAGCCCCUGCGCCGGCAGGUCCACGUGCGGGGCCGGCCCGCCUCCCGGCCCACCGUCAUCCGGGGCGUCACCUACUACAAGGCCAAGGUCCCCGAGGAGGAGAACGACAUCGAAGAGCAGCAAGAUGAGUUUUUCAGCGGUGAAAACGGAGUGGACCUGCUGAUUGAAGAUCAGCUUCUGAGACACACCGACCAGCCCACCAGCGCCACCCGGAGGCCGCUGGCCACCCACGGGGGCCCCACUGGGAUGAGCGACACGCAGACCUCAGCCCCGGCCUUGUCCUCAGACCCCGGCACCCCCGAGCCCACCCUGUCCCCCUCAGCGGGGCAGCUCCCACAACCACUCCAGACCUCCUCUGUGCCCCCCGGUGCCACGGCGGAGGCAGGUCUGGAACCUUCCACUCAGGUACCGGCCACCACCGUGGCCCACACAGCCACCCAGCAGCCCCCGACCUCCGCCUCCGUGCCAGGGGCCUCCGGGGACGCAUCCACCGAGGCGCCACACGCAGUCCUGGUGCCUCCCACCACGGUCCACACAGACUCGCCGGGGAGAGAUGCCAGCACGGGGCGGAACGGGGCCUCCGCCAGCCCCACGCUGAGCCCGGAAGAGGAGUAUGACAUCCGGAAUGUCAUAGGAAGGUGCAAGGACACCCUGUCCACCAUCACGGGGCCGACCACCCAGAACACAUACGGGCGGAACGAAGGGGCCUGGAUGAAGGACCCGCUGGCCAAAGACGAGCGGAUUUACGUCACCAACUAUUACUACGGCAACACCCUGGUGGAGUUCCGGAACCUGGAGAACUUCAAACAAGGUCGCUGGAGCAAUUCCUACAAGCUGCCCUACAGCUGGAUUGGCACGGGCCACGUGGUGUACGACGGCGCCUUCUACUACAACCGCGCCUUCACCCGCAACAUCAUCAAGUACGACCUGAAGCAGCGCUUCGUGGCCGCCUGGGCCAUGCUCCACGACGUGGCCUACGAGGAGGCCACGCCCUGGCGGUGGCAGGGCCACUCGGACGUGGACUUCGCCGUGGACGAGAACGGCCUGUGGCUCAUCUACCCGGCCCUGGAUGAGGAGGGCUUCAGCCAGGAGGUGAUCGUCCUGAGCAAGCUCAAUGCCGUGGACCUGAGCACGCAGAAGGAGACCACGUGGCGCACGGGGCUGCGGCGGAACCUGUACGGCAACUGCUUCGUCAUCUGCGGGGUGCUGUACGCCGUGGACAGCCACGACCAGCGCAACGCCAACAUCUCGUACGCCUUCGACACGCACACCAACACGCAGAUCGUGCCGCGGCUGCUGUUCGAGAACGAGUACUCGUACACCACCCAGAUCGACUACAACCCCAAGGACCGCCAGCUGUACGCCUGGGACAACGGCCACCAGGUCACCUACCACGUCAUCUUUGCCUACUGACGCCCGGCCCGCGUGCGGAGUGUGUGCGUGCGCGCGCGUGUGUGGAUGGCUGCGUGUGGUUUAAGAAAUCUAUAUUAUUUUGUAUGAUGUUGCGGGUGUAAAAGGACAGUUUGGGUCUAUUUUUUUGUUUUGUUUUGUUUAAAGUGGAUUGUAGAGCAAUCCACACGUGUAUGUGCUGGUCUCACCCUCCACCGUUUAGAUUUUCGCGCAAAUGAACUUCUCCUGACCAGGAACCACCUUCCUUCCAGCCCUCAGCCCCUCCGGCUCCGGGAUGGUAGCCAUCGGGGUCUUGCCGGCCGACGGCCCUCCCGGAGCAGGGGUGAAGGAGGCGAGAAAGAAGUGUUAAGGGGCGGGAAAAUUUUUAUGUAUUGGAGAAGUUUUAAAAACCCAGAAAAAUGCUUUUUUUUUAAAUAAAGAGGAAACGUA